Salvelinus fontinalis (brook trout) is the source of this 4699-nucleotide messenger RNA. RefSeq names its product NACHT, LRR and PYD domains-containing protein 12-like. The record is from RefSeq and is a predicted model, not a curated record. The coding region runs from base 41 to 4009 and encodes 1322 amino acids. The transcript is spliced from 13 exons. Lineage: Eukaryota; Metazoa; Chordata; Actinopteri; Salmoniformes; Salmonidae. Gene Ontology annotation, molecular function: protein binding.
UCUCUCUGGGGAGAGAGAGGAGGGGGGCCCUGCCUCUAAAAUGAGUCUCUCUGGGGAGAGAGAGGAGGGGGGCCCUGCCUCUAAAAUGAGUCUCUCUGGGGAGAGAGAGGAGGGGGGCCCUGCCUCUAAAAUGAGUCUCUCUGGGGGACAUGACACCAAAGCUAAGAGUCCAAUCAAGCAGGAGAGACCAGCCUCCCCUGUACCCAGCUGUGUGUCCAUGAAGAGUGACUGGUCUAUGGUUCAACCUAUAUUCUUCAGAGAGGGAGACUUUUAUACUGAACAAAGAAACCAACAGGAGAGAUCAGAGUCAGAGAUUCUCAGUUGUCAGUCUUCCCAGAGUCAUCAAACAGACCUGGCCUCCAUAUUCAGUUUGCUUGAAGAGAAUAUUAUGACAUUUGUGAAGAACGAGCUGAAGAUGUUCAAGAGGAAUCUUAGUCCAGAACUCCCAGAAGGCUUUGAGAGUCAGAAGCAGGAUAAGGAAGUGGUGGAUGCUGAAGAUGAGAAGCAGGAGAGCAGUGCCAGAGAGGGGGCUCUGAAGAUCACACUGCACAUCCUGAGGAAAAUGAACCAGAAGGAGCUUGCUGACACACUGGAGAAAUAUGAACUUGCUGUGAUUUGCCAACGUGAACUCAAAUCUAAUCUAAAGAAGAAGUUUCAAUGUGUAUUUGAGGGGAUCGCUAAACAAGGAAACCCAACACUUCUCAAUAAGAUCUACACAGAGCUCUACAUCACAGAGGGUGGAACAGGAGAUGUCAAUAAUGAACAUGAGCUGAGACAGAUUGAGACAACAACCAGGAAACAAGCAAGACCAGAGACUGCAAUCAAAUGUAACGACAUCUUCAAACCCUUAACUGGACAAGACAAACGAAUCAGAACUGUGCUGACAAAGGGAGUCGCUGGCAUUGGAAAAACAGUCUCUGUGCAGAAGUUCAUUCUGGACUGGGCUGAAGGAAAAGCAAAUCAGGAUGUCCAAUUUGUAUUUUCAUUCCCUUUUCGGGAGCUGAAUUUGAUGAAAGAGAACAAACACACUUUCAUUGAACUUCUUAAUCACUUCUCAAUGGAAACCAAAGAAUCAAGAAUCUCCAACAAGUACAAAGUUCUGUUCAUCUUUGAUGGUCUGGAUGAGUGCCGACUGCCCCUAGACUUCAAGAAUAACAAGAUCUGUUGGGACGUCACAGAGUCAACCUCAGUGGAUGUUCUGCUGACAAAUCUCAUCAAGGGAAAUCUGCUUCCCUCUGCUCUCCUCUGGAUAACUACCCGACCUGCAGCAGCCAAUAAGAUCCCUUCAAUGUGUGUUGACCAGGUGACAGAGGUACGAGGGUUCAAUGACCCACAGAAGGAGGAGUACUUCAGGAAGAGAUUCAGUGAUGAGGACCUGGCCAGCAGAAUCAUCUCACACAUAAAGAAAUCAAGGAGCCUCCACAUCAUGUGCCACAUUCCAGUCUUCUGUUGGAUUUCUGCAAUAGUCCUUGAACAGAUGCUGAAACAUAAGAGAGAAGAGAUGCCCAAGACUCUGACUGAGAUGUACACACACCUUGUGGUGUUCCAUACCAAACAGAAGAAUGAAAAGUAUCCUGGGAAAGAAGAGACAGGUCCACACUGGAAUGAAGAGAGCAUUCUGUCACUGGGAAAACUGGCUUUUCAACAGCUUGUGAAAGGCAAUCUGAUUUUCUAUGAAGAAGAUCUGAAAGAGGCUGGCAUUGAUGUCAAUGAAGCCUCAGUGUACUCAGGAUUGUGCACACAGCUCUUUAAAGAGGAAUGUGGGCUGUACCAGAACAAGGUGUACUGCUUUGUUCAUCUGAGCAUUCAGGAGUUUCUGGCUGCUGUAUAUGUGUUCCUCUCAUUCAUCAACAAUAAUGAGAAUCUAUUGGACAAACUGCAAACAAAGUCCAGUAUCUUUUCUUUGCUGUUCAAAGACAAGUCUGCUGUUACUUUCUACAAGAGUGCUGUGGAUAAAGCCUUACAAAGUGAGACGGGAAACCUGGACCUUUUCCUCCGCUUCCUUCUGGGCCUCUCACUGGAGUCGAAUCAGAAGCACUUACGAGGUCUACUGACAAAGACAAGAUGCAGCUCACAGAGCCAUGAAGAAACAAUCAAUUACAUCAAGGAGAAGCUCGGGGAGAAUCUCUCUCCAGAGAGGUGCAUCAAUCUGUUCCACUGUCUGAAUGAACUGAAUGACCAUUCUCUAGUGGAGGAGAUCCAAAGCUACCUGAGAUCAGGAAGUCUCUCAAAACCCAAACUGUCACCUACACAGUGGUCAGCUCUGGUCUUUGUGUUGCUGACUUCAGAAAAGGAGCUGGAUGUGUUUGACCUGAAGAAAUACUCCAGAUCAGAGGAAGGUCUUCUGAGGCUGAUGCCAGUGGUCAAAGCCUCCAGAGCUGCUCUGCUGUCAGGCUGUGGAGUCACAGAGGAAGGCUAUGCUUCUCUGGUCUCAGCUCUGAGGUCAAACCCCUCACACCUGAGAGGGCUGGAUCUGAGUAACAAUGACCUGAAGGAUUCAGGAGUGAAGCUGCUCUCUGCUGGACUGGGGAAUCCCCACUGUAAACUGGAGACUCUGAGUCUGUUAGGCUGUCUAGUCACAGAGGAAGGCUGUGCUUCUCUGGUCUCAGCUCUGAAGUCAAACCCCUCACACCUGAGAGAGCUGGACCUGAGUAACAAUGACCUGAAGGAUUCAGGAGUGAAGCUGCUCUCUGCUGGACUGGGGAAUCCCCACUGUAAACUGGAGACUCUGAGGCUGUCAGGCUGUGGAGUCACAGAGGAAGGCUGUGCUUCUCUGGUCUCAGCUCUGGAGUCAAACCCCUCACACCUGAGAGAGCUGGACCUGAGUAACAAUGACCUGAAGGAUUCAGGAGUGAAGCUGCUCUCUGCUGGACUGGGGAAUCCCCACUGUAAACUGGAGACUCUGAGGCUGUCAGGCUGUCAAGUCACAGAGGAAGGCUGUGCUUCUCUGGUCUCAGCUCUGAGGUCAAACCCCUCACACCUGAGAGAGCUGGACCUGAGCUACAAUCACCCAGGAGACUCAGGAGUCAGACUGCUCUCUGCUGGACUGGAGGAUCCACACUGCAGACUGGAGAAACUCAAGCUGUCAGGCUGUAGAGUCACAGAGGAAGGCUGUGCUUCUCUGGUCUCAGCUCUGAGGUCAAACCCCUCACACCUGAGAGAGCUGGACCUGAGUAACAAUGACCUGAAGGAUUCAGGAGUGAAGCUGCUCUCUGCUGGACUGGGGAAUCCCCACUGUAAACUGGAGACUCUGAGGCUGUCAGGCUGUCUAGUCACAGAGGAAGGCUGUGCUUCUCUGGUCUCAGCUCUGAGGUCAAACCCCUCACACCUGAGAGAGCUGGACCUGAGCUACAAUCACCCAGGAGACUCAGGAGUCAGACUGCUCUCUGCUGGACUGAAGGAUCCACACUGCAGACUGGAGAAACUCAAUGUGGAACAUGGUGGAGAGAACACAAUGAAACCUGGGCUUAGAAAAUAUGUCUGUGAUCUCACACUGGACCUAAACACAGUAGACAGACUCCUCUCUCUGUCUGAGGAGAACAGAAAGGUGACAUGGAGGAGAGAGAAGCAGCCGUAUCCUGACCACCCAGAGAGAUUUGAGGACCGUAGACAGGUGCUGUGUAGAGAGGGUCUGACUGGGCGCUGUUACUGGGAGGUAGAGUGGAGUGGGAUAAUGGGGGCUGUUAUAGGAGUGACAUAUAAAGGAAUCAGCAGGAGAGGAAGGGUUAACGACUGUUGUCUUGGAUACAAUGACAAGUCCUGGAGUCUGUUCUGCUCUGAUUACAGUUACACUGCCUGGCACAAUAAUAAUCAGACUGCCAUAGACGUCCCCUCCUCCGGCUCCCACAGAGUAGGAGUGUAUCUGGACUGGCCAGCCGGCACUCUGUCCUUCUAUAGAGCCUCCUCUGACACACUGACCCACCUGAUCACAUUCACCUCCACAUUCACUGAGCCCCUCUAUCCAGGGUUUAGUGUUUGGUAUGGCAACUCAGUGUCCCUCUGUCAGUGAUACACACACACACACACUGGACACACACAGGACACACUGGACACACACACACACACACACAGUGGACACAAACGUGUGAGCGUCUUCCUAUAGUUGUGACCCACGUUUCCUCGUUAACCGUUAAGGUAGUUGAGGUAAUAAUGAGACUAUAAGGAGUACCAGUACUGAGUCAAUGUGCAGGGUACCAGGUAGUUGAGGUAAUAAUGAGACUAUAAGGAGUACCAGUACUGAGUCAAUGUGCAGGGUACCAGGUAGUUGAGGUAAUAAUGAGACUAUAAGGAGUACCAGUACUGAGUCAAUGUGCAGGGUACCAGGUAGUUGAGGUAAUAAUGAGACUAUAAGGAGUACCAGUACUGAGUCAAUGUUCAGGGGUACCAGGUAGUUGAGGUAAUAAUGAGACUAUAAGGAAUACCAGUACUGAGUCAAUGUGCAGGGGUACCAGGUAGUUGAGGUAAUAAUGAGACUAUAAGGAGUACCAGUACUGAGUCAAUGUGCAGGGUACCAGGUAGUUGAGGUAAUAAUGAGGCUAUAAGGAGUACCAGUACUGAGUCAAUGUGCAGGGGUACCAGGUAGUUAAGGUAAUAAUGAGGCUAUAAGGAGUACCAGUACUGAGUCAAUGUGCAGGGGUACCAGGUAGUUGAGGUAAUAAUGAGACUAUAAGGAGUACCAGUACUGAGUCAAUGUGCAUUG